CGAAUAAGUUGUCACAAAUAUCAAUUAAACCAACUUCUUGUUGACGGAUGCCGGUUAAAAUCCUCUGAGAUCUCCACACCGGAUGUGGCCGCGCUCAUUUGGUGUGUUGCAAACUGUGACGAGAAUCUGGUGCAGGUUUCAUUUCGUCCCCAUUUUUUUCUGUUGAUAUUUGUACACGAUGUGGUUCACGACUGCAAAAUGGACCAUAGUUAUUAUGAUAUUUGUAUACAUGACCGCAGGACUCGCAUCAGAUGCGCAGCAGCGUCUGAUUAAGGAACUGUUUUUAUCCAGAGAUUACGACGCACUCAGUCGACCGGUCGAGCAUGAAAACGAAACCGUAAACGUCACUUUUGCCCUUAUUCUCAACAUUCUCGUUUUUGUGAGUGAUCAAGAUCAAGUUAUGAAAACCAACGGAUAUUUGGAUUUGAGCUGGAAGGAUUUGCGGCUAACGUGGAAUCCUGAAGAAUAUGACGGAAUAUCGAUUCUUCGCUUACCUCCGGACAAACUGUGGCAACCAGAUAUUGCUUUAACAAAUACCGUUGAUAAGCAGUUUCUUCCGAACUACAAAAGCAAUGCCUUAAUCUCGUCUGACGGCUCUGUGCAAUGGGUACCGCCGUUUAUUUUUAAAAGUGGCUGCGACACCAAUCCCUAUUUUUUCCCCUUUGACCGACAACUUUGCAACAUGGUUUUUCGAUCUUUGACAUACAGUUCCGCCGAAGUGGAUCUCAUUACCGACAAAUACAUGACACUCAAAGAUUACGAAGGUCAGCCGAGUGGAAGCUGGAACAUAACCGAGGUACCAUUGUUCAAAUGGUAUCGCACGCAUUACCGAAAGUACGGAGCCGUUCCGUACGUUUCGGUGCAGCUGGACAUGAUGGUGGCCCGGAAAUCACAGUUUUACGUCCUAACGUUCUUAUUGCCUUGUGUGUGUAUUGCCUUUUUGACGGUGUUCGUUUUUUAUCUGCCAAUUGCAUCGGGUGAAAAGCUGUGUUUAGCUAUUUCCAUCCUUUUCUCCAUCGUUAUCUUUCUCUUGAUUCUCAUCGACAUCUUACCGCCUUCUGAUUCACUGCCGCUAAUGACAAAAUUCUUGGUUUUUUGCUUUGUCUGCAAUCUGAUUUCGGCAUUUUUAACUACGAUCACAGUCAACUUCAGCUUCCGCUCGGUUAAAACUCACAUCAUGGUGCGCUGGAUUAGGAUGAUCUUAAUGGAGAAAAUCCCGCAGUUGCUGCGCAUUGUGCAGCCGGAAAAGGGCAAGAAGAAGAAGCUUUUCGCCACAGUGCAAGUACCUAGUCCGGCAUCUUCAUCGAAGAAAUCCUCACUGAAAGCGAAACCAACUAAGGAUGCUGAUAAGCGAUUGUCAGUGCGCUUUAGCAAUCCAAAACCGGACAUCAAAGAACGUUAUAUGAAUGGGAAUUUUGCCGAUGACCUUUGGGUGCCCACACCGCCCAAGCGUGCUCCGCCAUACGGAAGUAUAGCGUUCCACAAUCCUGGGUUUGUCUCUUCAUCAGAAAGUAAUAAAGAGCUGAUCUGGCGGGAGCUGCAGCAUUUGGGAGAAUAUCUGCAGCAGUUUCCCGGUUAUUCAACUGCGCUGGAUAACGUGGCAUAUAUCGCCCAGAAUAUGGAGGAACAAGACGAAGAAGGAGAUGUGUCGGAUGACUGGAAAUUUGUGGCGUUAGCAGCGGACAGGUUUCUUUUGUGGAUCUUUUUAAUCGGAAAUCUGAUGGGGACUCUCAGCAUCUUGCUCAAUUCACCGUAUUUGUUUGAACGCAUGCCUGAUCCCGCGCAAAAUCCAACAUGAAAUUUCACUUUCUCUCCAGCAAUAAACUGAUUAUU
This is a messenger RNA of Paramacrobiotus metropolitanus, 1833 nucleotides long. Its product is annotated as neuronal acetylcholine receptor subunit alpha-5-like. Gene Ontology annotation, molecular function: acetylcholine-gated monoatomic cation-selective channel activity; transmembrane signaling receptor activity. The transcript has 9 exons. NCBI's taxonomy places the organism in Eukaryota, Metazoa, Tardigrada, Eutardigrada, Parachela, Macrobiotidae. The record is from RefSeq and is a predicted model, not a curated record. Gene Ontology annotation, biological process: signal transduction; chemical synaptic transmission; monoatomic ion transmembrane transport. Bases 179 to 1798 code for a protein of 539 amino acids. Gene Ontology annotation, cellular component: synapse; postsynaptic membrane; neuron projection.